CCAAACCCACCACCGCCACCGCCACCGCCACCGCCACCGCCUUCGCUCUCCCCCGUAACGACGAUGGAAAUCUCUUCCUCCCCGCUCCUCACCCAGGAAGACUUCUCCCACAUCUUCGCCUUCUUCCAGCAGCACGACAUGGACGCCCUCGACCUCCUCCCCCACCCCUUCAAGCGCCGCCGCCUCGAAGACGGCGACGGCGGCGACGGCGACGACGGCGACGACGACGACGGCGACAAGGCCCCCUCCGCCGCCGCCCUCGCCCCGUCCCCAGGGGACCUCCUCGCCUCCCUCUUCUCUUUCGACGCCCCGGAAGAUGGGGACCAGAAAUGGGUCCGGGCCGACGAGCCCCCGCAGCAGAAGCCGGUUCCCGCGGUUCCGGACGAGGCCAAGAGCAAGAACGGCGGCGGCGGCAAGCGAGCUCGGCGCGCGCCGGCUGCCGGCGGCGGCGGCGGCGGCAACAGUGGCUCCCCGGGUCCGGUCGAGCCGGUGGCCGGAUCGACCCGGAGGCUGUGGGUCAAGGACCGCAAGAAGGAGUGGUGGGACAACCUGAACCGCCCCGACGUCACGGACGAGGAGUUCCGGGCGGCGUUCCGGAUGAGCAGGGCCACCUUCGACAUGAUCUGCGACGAGCUCGACGCGGCCGUCACGAAGAAGAACACGGCGCUCCGGGAGGCCGUCCCCGUCCGGCAGCGCGUGGCGGUCUGCAUCUGGCGGCUCGCGACGGGGGAGCCGCUCCGGCUCGUGUCCAACCGGUUCGGGCUCGGCAUCUCCACCUGCCACAAGCUGGUGCUCGAGGUGUGCGCGGCCAUCAAGGACGUCCUGAUGCCCAAGUUCCUGCAGUGGCCCGACGAGCCCCAAUUGGGCCACAUCAAGCGUCGGUUCGAGUCGCUCUCCGGCAUCCCGAACGUGGCCGGGUCAAUGUACACGACCCACGUGCCGAUCAUCGCCCCGAAGGCCCGGGUCGCCGACUACUACAACAAGCGGCACACGGAGCGGAACCAGAGGACGUCGUACUCGAUCACCGUGCAGGGCGUCGUCGACGACCGCGGCGCCUUCACCGACAUCUGCAUCGGGUGGCCGGGUUCGUUGCCGGACGACCAGGUCCUCGAGAAGUCAGCCCUGCACCAGAGGGCGAGCCGGGGGCUGCUGCGCGACGUCUGGAUCGUGGGCAAUUCGGGCCACCCGCUGACGGACUGGGUCCUCGUGCCGUACACCCAGAAGAACCAAACGUGGGCCCAGCACGAGUUCAACGAGCGGGUCGGGGCGGUCCAGCGGGUCGCGCGGGAGGCCUUCGCGAGGCUCAAGGGUAGGUGGGCGUGCUUGCAGAAGAGGACGGAGGUGAAGCUGCAGGACCUGCCGGUGGUGCUUGGCGCCUGCUGCAUACUGCACAACAUAUGCGAGUCGCGGGAGGAGCCGGUGACGGAGGCGGAGCAGUUCGAGCUGUUCGACGACGAGAUGGUGGCCGAGAACGCGGUGAGGUCGGCGACGGCCCAGCAGGCCCGGGAGCACAUCGCCCACAAUCUGUUGCACCACGGCCCGGCCGUGACCGCUUUCCUAUAGUUUGUCUUUGGCGUGCAGUGUGUUUUUUGUACAGUGAUUCCGUGAGCUUUUUGUUCAUUGACGUUCCUUGCUAGCUCGAGAGCUCUUCUCUCGGGUUGAGUCUAUGGCUCCCCCGGGGACGAUCGGUCCCGGUCCUCUCGCCGGCCGAUCGGAAAGUAAAAGCAUCGCAAUGACGGCACGAUACCGGUCGGAAACCAUAGGAUCUACACUCUUUUUUUUUCUUCUCUCUCUCUUUUGAGGCCUCCUCCGAUGUAUUUUUAGGUCCGGUCAUAUUCUUUUUCCAUGUGUUGAAAAUAAAAUUAUGAUUUUUCUUGCC
This is a messenger RNA of Syzygium oleosum, 1879 nucleotides long. Its product is annotated as protein ALP1-like. The coding region runs from base 64 to 1563 and encodes 499 amino acids. The record is from RefSeq and is a predicted model, not a curated record. Lineage: Eukaryota; Viridiplantae; Streptophyta; Magnoliopsida; Myrtales; Myrtaceae. The transcript has a single exon.